Molecule: messenger RNA, 2038 nt
Organism: Physcomitrium patens
Lineage: Eukaryota; Viridiplantae; Streptophyta; Bryopsida; Funariales; Funariaceae
Product: putative F-box protein At2g36090
Molecular function (GO): protein binding
Source: RefSeq, a predicted model, not a curated record
CUCGUCGUGGUCACCGCAAUCGACCGACUGCCCCGCGUCCCCGCCUCCAAUUCAUGCACCUCUUCUUCAACCUCUGCGUCGGUGCAUAGCUUUCCAAUGCUUCCCUCUUUCCUGCAUUCGUAAGCCUUGCAUCUUCUCAAGUUCUUCCCAACAUUUUCCAGAGAAUCUUCCUCGUAUCUUUUUUCUCCAAGCGAAUAUGGUGUGGCAGGCUUAGGGGUUGAGUACUUUAGUUUUUGGAUCAAAUUGAUGGCUUCGAGGGUCUCGGCGAUGCAUUUGAGGAGUUGGACCUUUGUGCGGAGAGAACACUGUCGAUGUGGUUGUUUCCGAGCUCAGGCCGUCGGAGCAAAGUGUGGAUCCAUCUUCCGACAAUCUUGCUGAAUUUACACAAUUGUAUGGUAUAAGUUUCUGUCGCAGGCCAUUUCUGUGUGAGUUCUGAUGGACUUUAUUGAGUGAUCUGGAACCGCGUUGAAGCUUUUCUUGAAUAUGGGCUUGAGAAGUUUUUUCGUAGCACGGUUUUUAAGAGGAAGCUAGUGUUGAAAAUAGGAGCCCGAAGAAUUGUAGGUAGAGUGCAACAGUAUUUCGAAAUUUCUAGUGGUACGCCCGUGUCUUGCAUUUGUAAUCGUUGACUUCGUGACGGAGCUCCUAUUGCUCGUCUUUUAUCUCGGGGAGUUUUGAGAAGCGCACGUUGAGGACUAUCACUUUCUCUUCAAUGGAGAUGGGUCUUUAUGCAGAAGGCGUGGAUCAUGAGAGGAGAUUCUUGAGCUCCGAUUUGCUUGGCGAGAUUCUCAGCCGAGUGGAUGCAUUAACUCUCGCCAAAGCAAGCUGUGCGAGCUCUGAAUUCCGCCGACUUUGUGCAAGCGAAGCAUUUUGGGAAAGACUUUGCAAUCUGCGUUGGCCUUCCACAAAACAGGCUGCUGCUAAGGACUUAAUCUUGCAGACUGGGGGUUACAGAAAAUUCUGCGAAAACUGUCAUCCUUGUCUCUCGGGCACAGGAACAGCAACAGUAGAGCACUGUGAUUAUGUUGAAGGUGAAGAAGUAUGUCCUUCAGAUUUUAGCUCGAUUAUAGAUGUCAUGUACAAUGGCCAGGUUUUGGUCUCAAGAACUAUUGCUGGUUUUUUUGGAGCCGAGAAAUCCAGAGACUGGUUCGAUAAUAGUCCUUUCAUGUUUGAUCUUCUGGAGGGUACUGACGAGGUUAAUGGCUUUCACAAAGACGACGAGGGCAUCACCGCCGUGGCGAUUCAGACGGAGCUGUCUUCAGUUUCAUCAGCGGAGGGUUUGUGGAAAGCUUUGAACGAGAACAUGACAGUCAGUUGGAUUUUGGUCAACAAAAAGACUGGGCGGAUGGUCAAUCUAGCAAGCUGGAAACCUGUAGAUGGACUCAGGCACUGGCCUUGCGAUGGCGACUUUGUGCUUCAAUUCGGGACUGUUAUCCCCUCAACCGAGCGUCUCCGCAAUCACGCCGUACACUGUAAUGUUGCGGCGAAAGUCAGACACUUCAAUGUGGGGACCGCAGACGGAGGUUGCAAACCCGUGAUAGGUGUAACAGAGGUUGGCAUGAAGCUGGAGAAUAUCGGAGGAGCUCGGUUGAAUGGGCGGGAGAGCGUAGCUUUACUCGACAAAGUGUUGAGUUGCAACAGGACCGUCUCCUUCUCCACUGUAUUGCACUCCCACCGGGAAUUUCACCGCAACAGAGUGGCUUGGAAAACGGAAAGGAUUCGGCAAGAGAAUCAGCGUGAACUGACCGUAGCACUCAUCAGUGGGGUCGGCGCAUUCCUCUGUCUCUGCUACUGUCUUUCAUAACUCAGCUCUCACUACCAAAAAUUCGAACCACAUCCAACCAACUUGUACAUUGAAUCAUUACUUGCCUUAUAGAAUUCGAAGCUGCUUUUGGCAGGAACAGCGCACCUAAGCAAUAGGACAACAACCAACUUCAUGUAACAUUAUAGUAUCGUCUAUAGUAAGAUAAAAACAGCAAUUCAUACACCUGCGGAGAAUUGUGAUAAUUUGUUCUGCACUUCCUAAUCGCUCCCUUCAUCA